AUGACGGAGGCCGAAACUAAGGAGCGCAAUUUGAACUAUCUAAAAUCAUGUAUGGAGUCGUACAUUAACUCUGAAAUGAGAAGUCGUCUGGCUAACGGCAACUUUGUGAGUUUUUAUCUUUCAUUUCUUUAAUUUAGAUCUGCGCAUUUAAUGUUUGUGUAGCUUCUUUUAUAAAGUUUUUAAGACAAGGUAUUUAACAUGAUGUUGUUUAGAUAUCUUUGGUUCUGGACAACGACGAAAAGUGUGUCAGAACUUAUUCCAAACUCGGCAGGGCUCUUCUGGAGGUUAAGAAGGCACAGAAAGGCGACGUGGAAGUAGGUUUGUGGAUUGAACAUGAAAGAUACGACUUCCACGGCCAAAAGAAGUACAGAAACUUUGGAGUAUAUAAACAUUUACUGCCCACUAGAGUAACCAAGGAUAACAAGGUUUACGUCUACAUGUUUUUGAACAGAGCGAGUGAUGGCUCUUUCCAAAACGAUUAUUUUAAGUAUAUUUCUGAUACUGAUGGGUUGAUACCUGAACGUAUUGAUGGAGCAGCUGUCGAAGUGCGGUUCAUUGCUAAAGAAGCUCCAGUCAUUGUCAAAUACCAUGGUGCAGUUCGCAUUCCUAAUGAGCUUUUGCCUCCAGAGGUGAGUUUUGUUAGGCAUAGAAGAUUUGCGAAAGGUCAGUAAUUAAGACAAAGGCUUUCUUUUUCGCUUAAAUUGUUGGACUGCAAGUGUUUUUUUUUUACGACUCACUUUUAAAACUUUCUUCUUUUUUAGCUUCAAUAUCCGAUUCCAUAUAACGAUCUGUCGACGUUCAGUUUGAGGGCCGAAGAUAAAGCUUUACAGAUUCUGGUUGGAGACGAGCGAUUCAAAGAAAUAAAGCAGGAUCGGCUUAUGAGGAUCAGAGAAGACGCUUUUUAUAAACAGAACAUGGCCAGACAGAAGCAUCUUGGGAAUGUUAUGAAUGUGAGUCAUAUUUUAUUUUGUUUGUUGAAAGCUUUCAAAUACCGCAGUAACUUUGAUCAACUUAACUUCCCUUAUAUUUUUAAAAAAAGUUAUGAUUUUCAGAACGGUCUGAUGCCCGGAAAAUUUGUCGAAAAAAUUGAAGAAAUAUCAGAAGCACAACACUCAGAAUCGAAGGAAAACCAACCAUCGACCAGUAAAACUCAUCCAGUGGCCAUGAUUACUAGUAAGUCCUUACUUUACUAGAUUAUUCUGAUUUUAGAUGUUACUGUGGACAUGGGAGCUGACAUUGCCAGAGGAUUUUUAGAAAAGAACUAUUGUGUUGUUGUUCACAAUGCCAGUAACUUCUCUCAAGAGGUAAGCUCUAGUGUGAACUAUAUGUUUUGAUCUAGUUUACCCCUAUUUGUUAGAGAAAAUAUUAGAAACAUAAGUAAUGAUAAAUAUGUUUUAAUAGUUAGAUAUUGUUUUAGGAGGUAAAGAGAGGAAUGGAGAAGAUUCUGGAUCGUAUUCACUUUGUCAAGUUUGAUCUCACUAACAAAGCUGCAGUUAAAGAACAAAUGCUUGAAAUCGAAAAUAAGUUUGGAAAGAUUGACAUUAUGGUACACUUGGCCUUGGCUAAAGGACAUGAUUUAUCAGAGGAAAGGUCACGUAAGCUCUACAAGCAUCUCACCUACAAGAACGUGGGGAGGUAAGGGAUCAUUUUUAAAACACACUCAAGCAUGAUUUUUCUUUUAAUUAUUUAGAGUAAUAUUCAAUAAUAAAGCAUACUGGCUGAGAAGUAAAGCAUAAUGUAUGUAGAAGAGUUUUGUUUGUAGUUUACUGUUUCAUUUGCAUAAUUAUAGUACCAAGCACCUGCUAAUGGCGAUGUGUGAAAAUGGCUACCCUCGGGAUCUUGAGUUUGUCACAAUAACUAGUCUGGAGCCAGAUGAAGCCUUGUAUACGCCGGUAACUGUUCGAGAAGUUGACAAAUGGCUGCAAUUUCUUGUCGCUACGUACAAACAACUUCAUUUCAAAUUUGCUAUGGUUGUCACGUAA
Bursaphelenchus okinawaensis is the source of this 1982-nucleotide messenger RNA. Lineage: Eukaryota; Metazoa; Nematoda; Chromadorea; Rhabditida; Aphelenchoididae. The record is from the annotation of a GenBank genome assembly.